This is a messenger RNA of Harpegnathos saltator (Jerdon's jumping ant), 1119 nucleotides long. RefSeq lists its product as uncharacterized. The coding region runs from base 110 to 1060 and encodes 316 amino acids. The record is from RefSeq and is a predicted model, not a curated record. The transcript is spliced from 7 exons. NCBI's taxonomy places the organism in Eukaryota, Metazoa, Arthropoda, Insecta, Hymenoptera, Formicidae.
UAUCGUUUCUUUGACCAUUUUCUCGGGAUCCAUCCCUCCCCGACCGGACGGAGGUAUAAAUAACACAACGCCGACGCAGGCGGCUAAAGUUUACGCGUGGUGCUCCAUCAUGACACGACGGGCUUCUCUCGUUCAAAUAUUCGUCUGCGUGACGCUCGUCGUAGUCGCGGCCGACCAAGAGACGUGCGACAAGACGAAAUGUCUGGGCCCGUUGAAGUAUUACGAUGAUCUCGGCUGUAAGCCGGUGUACGACAAGGAGGGCGACUGUUGCGCGUCGAAAUACGACUGCAACCACCUGAACGAGAGAGCCGCGGACAAGUGUUACAUCAAUGGCAACGAGUACGCGAUCGGCGAGGAGCUCAAGGAUGAGGACGCGAAUCCCUGUGACCGUGCAUGUGUCUGUAGAAUGGGCUACGAGGGACAUACCGCGUUUACGUGCGCCGUCGUCGAUUGUUUCGUCCCCCCACCCCCCCAGCCCGGCUGCUAUCAGCGAAAAUCGCCGUUGGAUUGUUGCAGCACAGAAACUAUCUGUCCCGAGAAACCGGAGGACGUGGCUACCUGCGUCGUAAACGGGAAAACCUACAAGGACGGCGAAUAUUUCACGGUGGAGGAGGAUCCGGAAAUGACCUGCAUCUGCCAACCGGGAUACGAAGGUAAAAACAUCGAGCCGUUCUGCGCGAAGCCGAAACGGUCGUCCUGCAACGUCGGCUUCCAUGACACUCAAAGUAUUCACCAGCACUGUGCGCCGGUUUAUUACAACAGUCAAUCGCCCCAGACCGAUUGUAACCUGAGCACGAGAUGCCAGAACGCUAACGACACCGUCAUUCACAACAACCACGACGACCUGAAGUCCGCCGAGACGCCGGAUGACGACAACGUGUGCCUGUUCGGCAACCUAAAGAUGCAUCUCGGCGACGAGCUGAAUCAAGGUACCGACUACAGUUCCGUGUGCGUCAAGUGCGUCUGCGAGGUGCCGCCAAUCCCGACCUGCCAGCGUUUGCCGAACUACGAGUGCGACGUCACGAAACACAUUGUGUUCGAAAACGCAGCACCCUUGUAAUAAUCGCCCCUUGUUUCGCGGCUGUUUGCAAUAAAGAUACCUUCGUCUACCGAUCUGCA